CCCUUAGACACCAUGCUCCGAACCCUGAUCUUCGCUGCCCUAGUCUUUUAUGGACAUGGCUUAGAGGACUCCCCAGAUACCAAUGUCCGAGUUGUGGGGGGAUCCACUGCCCAAAGAAAUUCCUGGCCUUCACAGAUUUCUCUCCAGUACUCAUCUCAGGGUUCAUGGUAUCAUACCUGUGGAGGAACUCUCAUUACGCAGAAAUGGGUGAUGACAGCAGCUCACUGUGUGGACAGCAACCUGAAUUUCCGAGUUGUGGUUGGAGAUCACAACCUGUACCAGAACGAGGGCACAGAACAGUACGUAAGCAUCAGCAAAAUUGUGAAACAUGAGAAAUGGAACCCCAACAAUGUGGCCGCAGGAUAUGACAUUGCCCUGCUCCGUCUGAGCCAGAGUGUCACCCUCAACAACUAUGUCAAGCUGGGCACCCUGCCCCCAACUGGUCAGAUCUUGCCCAACAACAACCCCUGUUAUAUCACAGGCUGGGGCAAAACCAAGACCAAUGGGCAGCUGGCUGAGACCCUACAGCAGGCAUCCCUGCCGGUGGUGAGUUAUGAAACCUGCUCCAGCAGCUCUUACUGGGGAUCUACUGUCAAAAACACCAUGGUGUGUGCAGGAGGAGAUGGAGUGAAGUCUGGAUGCCAGGGAGAUUCUGGGGGCCCACUUCACUGCCUGGUUAAUGGCAGGUAUGUUGUCCAUGGAGUGACCAGCUUUGUGUCCAGCCUGGGCUGUAACGUUGCCAAGAAGCCCACUGUCUUCACCCGAGUCUCCAAUUAUAUCUCUUGGAUCAACAAUGUUAUUGCCAGCAACUGAAUUGUUUCCCUGAGACCAAAGCUCCAUCCUUCAGCAAAGGCCCUCGGUUCCUCAGCAGAAGUUAAAAUCGUGAAGAAAGUACGGAACAAGGGGACAUCGCACCAAAUGUAGACAUUGUAUACCAAAUAAAAUCAAAUUAUCAAAA
Molecule: messenger RNA, 958 nt
Organism: Dromiciops gliroides (monito del monte)
Lineage: Eukaryota; Metazoa; Chordata; Mammalia; Microbiotheria; Microbiotheriidae
Gene: CELA1
Product: chymotrypsin like elastase 1
Exons: 8
Coding region: 13-813 (266 amino acids)
Biological process (GO): proteolysis
Molecular function (GO): serine-type endopeptidase activity
Source: RefSeq, a predicted model, not a curated record